ACCGGAUUAUUAGUACUGACUGUCAUUUUCCCCUCCGUCAGAUAGUAAAGACCCCCGUUCCUCUUAUGGUCCUGUCAGGUUUAGUGCUCCUCCUGAGCUCAGUAAUAGGCCACCCAACUGGGGCAGGCCCUUCAGGUGUCCUGGGCCCACGCCAGCCACUAAACCCCCAUAGUGUGACAUCUGACCCCUGAUGUGAUCUUCGACCCUGGUUGGAGCCAGCCUCUUAGUGUGGAUUGCGGGGCGGCCAUGGAGCUGGGCAGCUGCUUCAAGACCUAUGAGGACUUCAAGGAGUGCUUCAGCGCCUACAAAAAGGAGAACAGGUGCUCCUUCAUACUCAGAGACUGCGUCUCCGUCCGCUUCCACAACCUCAACCAUGGCACCUCCAUCCGCGAGGACAUCCUGACCCAAAAAACAAGAUGAUGAAAGGUGGAAAACAAGGCUGGAGAGACACAGUGGUCACCCCUCACUGGCCUUGCCAUACUACUGGACUAUUCCAGCCCUCCCUGGCCCAGAGCCAUAGAUGGCGCCACCCUGCACUGUGCACAUGACAGAUAUGUGCAGGUGAAAUUUGUCUGUAUUCGGACUCAGUCAAACAGGAAAAGAACACAGGAGGCAGAUAUGUGCCCAGCGUACUUGCUCCUGAGGUACAACGAGAGGCUAGAUAGACUAUUUAUCAGCGAACUAAACACACAGCAUAUACAUAGUGACUCUAAAACUGCUGGUCCUGGAGGAGACACCGCUGGCAAAUUUCAAAAGACAAUGUGCCUGCAGAAACUCCAGCACAUGCAGUCCACAGUCAAAAACGACCUCGACACUGCUGAGGAGUCCCCGGCUGAACCAUCAUCUGGCCUAGAUAAGGCACAAGGACCCUCAAAAUCAGAGCAGGAAGGCAUCACUCCUUCUGACCUGGCCAAGAUAGCAAAAGUGAUGAAGAACUUUCUUAAGGUAGAUGAGGGUUCCAUGGCUUCCUUCAGUGUGGGCAACAGCCAAGACCUGGACCGGCUCAGCUUCCAGAGCAGCAAGAUGAGUGACCUGUUCAUCCGCUUCCCAGAGAAUCUCUUGCUGCAUCGGGUAGAGAAUGCCCAGGGCCACAUCCUCUAUGCUUUCUUGGUGGAGAACAAGGAACGGGAAGGUCGAGUGGUGCACUUUGCUGUUCUCAAGGCUGAGACAGCCACGUCUGUGGCCAAGAUGCUAAGCAUCUUCACAGAGUUCAACUCUGACUGGCCCAAGGUCAAGGUGGUCUUUGUGGACCCUUCAUUCCCUCACCAGGCCAUCUUGCAGGAGAUCUUCCCUGCUGCCCGCAUCCUCCUUUCCAUCUACCAUACAACCCGACUCCUGGAGAAGAAGUUGCAUCGUAGUUCAGCAAAUCCAUCCUUUAAAAGACUCAUGAAGGAGGCCUUGCGGGAGGCCGUGUUUGUCACUUCCGAUGCCAGCCUGAAAAAUCUCGGUCAGAUGUCCCAGGCCCUACUAGAUGAGGAUCUCUUCAACUUCCUGCAGGCCCACUGGUUCACCUGUGAACUGCUGUGGUACAUGCACGUCAGGAAGGGCCUGCAUGCAUGUAACACCUAUAUGGACAGCCUAGACAUUGUCACCAGCAAAGUAUCAAGCCUCUUUCGGAAACAGCAAUCCCUGCUGGACUGCAUCCUCUGCUUUGUGGAUUACAUAGACUUCUUUAAUACUAAAGGCUUGAAGAACUUGCCUACAGCUCCUCCCAAGCUGAAGAGAGCUCGGCCAGCAAGCAUGCCGCCAAAGUCCAAGAAGGCGUUUGGAACUUGUGGAGGGGGCCUCGCCAGGCUCCCUGUGGAAGAGACAAAACCAGACCCACAGCAGAUGCAGCAGCAGCCACAGGUGCAGCCCUCCCGGGGUGGCAUGCUUGACACCCUGCACCAGAAUGGCUCUGAACUAGCCUACAAACUGUGCCACAAUGAGUGGGAGGUGGUACAGAACUCCACCCAGCUGGUGGACGUGGCUGGCUCCUCGGUAGAUGUUCAGCUGCUGGAGGACUCUCACCAGGUUAGCAAAGAUGGCUGCAGCUGCAGCUGUUCCUUUCAGCAAUGGUACCACCUGCCGUGCCGGCACAUUUUGGCCCUGCUGCACACCAGCCAGCAGCCAGUUGGUGAAGCUAUGGUGUGCCGCCGGUGGCAGAAGAAGUACCAGCACCUCCUUGGGCCCAAUGGGGAGCUCCAAGACCACGGUGUGGCCUCAAACACAGGCCAGCCUGAGCAGCAAGGACGGUACAACAUGAUUCAGGACCUAAGCAUGGAGCUGGCAAACCUCCUAAUGCAGACGGAGGGGCCAGAGCUGGAGGAACGCUGUUCCACCCUGCGCAAGAUUGUGGAUAUCUGGGCUGACCCCUGUCAGCCUGAGUCCAUUCAGCAGCCAGGAGACGUGGGCCACCUCCCUUUCCUCUGGGGAAAGCAAGAGGAAGGGGACAGACUCCCUCCUGCUGCAGCCAUGAUUGAUUCAUGAUUGAAGCGCUUUCACUGGCGCAUUGGACCACAAACCCCUCUCCUUGGAGGUUCAGGAGUUCAAAGUGGCAGGACAUGCUAGGGGCCAGCAUUCCAACCAGUGUGUUCCUGGGUAGGGCUGGGGAGACUGCUACAAGCCCCACUGUGUGACAGUCCUUUCAAUCUGCCUCUUUUUAGUCUACCUUUGGUAUUCCUUGGGAGCCUCAUUUGUUGUUCAAGGCCAAAGUUAUCUCCAUGCUAAAAAUCGUCCCUCUCCCUCUUCCAACCCCUGAGAUCAGAUCUCAUUCAUCCUGCAGAGAUGAACCCCUACCCCAAGAUAGACAAAAUGGGUCUGGUAAAAGGGCCUAUUUUCAGGGACAAAGGGAAAGAGAGUGAUCUUUGGCUGUUGCUCUUUGUGAAGAAUCUGUUACUUGUAAUUAUAUUUAUUUAUGUUAAAUAAAGUAUGUGUUUUUAAGUAAAAUAAGCAAGGGAAA
Molecule: messenger RNA, 2941 nt
Organism: Carlito syrichta (Philippine tarsier)
Lineage: Eukaryota; Metazoa; Chordata; Mammalia; Primates; Tarsiidae
Gene: ZSWIM3
Product: zinc finger SWIM-type containing 3
Exons: 3
Coding region: 619-2469 (616 amino acids)
Molecular function (GO): zinc ion binding
Source: RefSeq, a predicted model, not a curated record